CGCGCGGCGCGCCCUGUGACACCGCGGGUCGUGGGAAGCCAGCUCCGGAAGUUAGUUGCUAGUGCAGUGAAUACGUCACCUUGGGAACAAAGAAAAUACAGCUUAAAUCUCGGAGAAGGUUACACGUAUGAAAAUGGCACAAGCAGUUACUACAAACUCUUCACAGUCCCGCGGAACUGGACAGAUGCUCAGAAUCAAUGUAACCAUGAUAAAGGACAUCUGGCGAUUGUCAGUAAUAACUAUGAGGCGGAACUUCUUAUCAAUAUCACAAAAAGCCAAGAUUAUGGUUGGGACAAACCGUUAUUUCUUGGAUUUUAUAAAGGAUUCGACGAUAUUUUGCAGUUUGUUGAGAAUAAAUCAAUCGUCGAGGAAGAAUACGACAAAUUUUCUACAAAGUGUGACAUUGCGGACACGAAAUUCUGCGGAACAUUUUUAGAAGAUGGAAGACUCUGUAUCGAAAAUUGCGACUUGGCAUUACCAUACAUUUGCGAAAUAAAUCUUGAGUUGAAUGAAACUGCAAACGUGGCUAAUUACGCUACAGUGUUGAAACUUGCUGAUGACUUCAUAAACAUUGUGACUAAUAUUUUUAGUUCCAUAAAUGAAGAAGAAGAUUAUAAACCAUUUAAUUCGACAGCAUAUGAAACACAUCGUCCUCUUACCACAAAUAUGACAGAGAAAAAUUAUUCUGCUAAUGUAAGUCUUAGUAAUGAACAGUUAACUGCUACAACAUUUGAUUUAAUAAAUGUCACUAGUCAAUCUAAUGCAAUAAUUGAGUCAGUAAAGGAAAGAAAUAAUUUGUUAUCGAAUUCUACAUCACCUGUCCCUUUUGUAAAUGUUAUAGAUAAGGCACAUGCCAUAGACCAAAAUUUUGCUACAAAUAGUACACUGUAUAGUAUUCCAAAGACUGAUGAUUAUAAAAACGUAACUGCUCAACCAAAUAGAUCAAGUGUUACAGUUAACACAAGUUCCAUAAACUAUACUUUGCCUUCAAAUUCAACUUCUUCUGAUUAUAUCGUUAAUACCUCAGAAUCAGCCGAUUCAAAUAACACCACACGUGUCACAAAUAACACCAGCACAAUAAGCCACGAUAUAUUCAAUUUUAAAUCUACUUAUAGUGACGCUAAUGAAACUGGUAAACCUGAUGGAGAUAUUGUUAUUACUUCUGUUACUUUACCAAAUGUUACUACUUCCAGCACGCCAAACGUUACACAUUAUAGCUUUUCGAAUAACUUGCCUAUUUUAUCAAAUGUAACAAACGCUAGCACUCAUUCGCCUACUCCUACUAAUUUAUUUAUUCCAAAUUCCAAUUAUACGUUAAUAAAUUACGAUAUAAUAGCACAAUCAAAGUUUAAUGCUACCGAUUCAAAUGGAAAUAUUAUAAAUGUAACAACUGAGACUGUAGAUGGAAUGGAUAUAAACAAUACGGGAAAUUACUUAAGUACGACAGAGAAAUAUAAUAUUACGACUUUAGAAAAUACGCACAUAAGAGAAAAAGAAAGGGAUAAUUACACAAAAGAUACAAAGGAACCAAAUAAUGAUUCAAAUAGUGAAGACACAAAAUACGGACCAUACUGCAUAUUUUACAAGGCAUAA
This is a messenger RNA of Hyposmocoma kahamanoa, 1593 nucleotides long. Its product is annotated as probable cyclin-dependent serine/threonine-protein kinase DDB_G0292550. The transcript has 5 exons. The record is from RefSeq and is a predicted model, not a curated record. NCBI's taxonomy places the organism in Eukaryota, Metazoa, Arthropoda, Insecta, Lepidoptera, Cosmopterigidae. The coding region runs from base 667 to 1593 and encodes 308 amino acids.